This is a messenger RNA of Parastagonospora nodorum SN15, 913 nucleotides long. RefSeq lists its product as hypothetical. Bases 1 to 819 code for a protein of 272 amino acids. The transcript has 2 exons. Lineage: Eukaryota; Fungi; Ascomycota; Dothideomycetes; Pleosporales; Phaeosphaeriaceae. The record is from RefSeq and is a predicted model, not a curated record.
AUGACGCACGCCGCCUCCAAAGACGACCUGCGCGUCUCAACCCUCUUCAACUUCUCCAACCACGUCGUCCUCGUAACCGGCGGCGCCACGGGGCUAGGCGAAAUGGCCGCGCAAGCCUUUGUUCAAAACGGGUCCCGCGUCUUCAUCGCCUCGCGUAAAGAAUCCGAGCUCAAAAGCACCACCGCGCGGCUCAAUGCGCUCGGCCCCGGCACCUGCGAAUACAUCGUCGCGGACCUCAAGGACAAAGCCGGGUGUCUGGCGCUCUGCGCCGAACUGGCCAAACGCACGGAUCGCUUGACUGUGCUGGUGAAUAACACGGGGGCCAGCUGGGGGGACGAUUAUUACAACUAUCCGGAACAUGCGUGGGAUAAGCUGUAUGCGCUAAAUGUUAAGAGUGUGUUUUAUAUGACGGUGGGGUGCGAGGGAUUGUUGCUCAAGGGGGCGACGAAGGAUACGCCGAGCAGAGUGGUGAAUAUCGCGAGUAUGGCGGGGAUUCAGACAAUGGACGUUACGACGGGGGAGGGAGGGGGGCUGAGUGCGCCGGGGACAGGGACGUUCUCUUAUGGCCCAGCAAAAGCCGCUUGCAUCCACCUCACAAAGAUGACUGCGUCCAAACUUGCGCCGAAACAUAUCAUGGUUAAUGCCAUCUGCCCCGGCGUGUUUCCCUCACGAAUGACCAACUUCGGGCUGGAAAAGUACAAGGACGCACUCGAAUCUGGACAGCCUACAGGCCGUGUCGGCAAGCCGAGUGAUUUCGGCGGGCUGUGCUUGUUCCUUGCGAGCGGCGGGAGCGGCGCAUAUGACGGGCAACGCCAUUGAGAUUGAUGGAGGCGCGACGUUGGCGGGGUGGAGGGGGAGGAACCCGGGGGAGGGAGAGAGUAAGUUGUAGAAACACGCACCACUCGGGCUCAAC